This is a messenger RNA of Amphiprion ocellaris (clown anemonefish), 2136 nucleotides long. RefSeq lists its product as uncharacterized. The record is from RefSeq and is a predicted model, not a curated record. The coding region runs from base 650 to 1438 and encodes 262 amino acids. Gene Ontology annotation, cellular component: nucleus. Lineage: Eukaryota; Metazoa; Chordata; Actinopteri; Pomacentridae. The transcript has 6 exons. Gene Ontology annotation, biological process: proteasome localization; nuclear protein quality control by the ubiquitin-proteasome system.
AACAGAGUAUGAAUCCAUGAGGGGAAGGGUUGGGGGUUGACACACUUAUCUGAGUUUUAGAAGUUAGAUCAAUGACCAAGAAAAGCCUGUAAAACAAGAAGAACACACGAGAUGACAAGAUUUAUUUUAUCAGAGUUUCAAAACUGCAUUAGGAUUCUCAUGCACUAAGAAAGCAACAAAAAGAAUCGAACUCUCGUGAUAUUCCCCCCUCUCCACGCAGCAUCGCGUCAGAUAUGGGGGACAGUGAACGCAUCACUUACAUAUUGGGCGCAUGUUCCGCGCAUGCUGGGACGCUCGACCAAUCAGAUCGACGCAUGCCGCAAACCACACCUGCGCGGCAACUCGUGUCGCGCGCCUCAUCAUCAGCAUUGUACUAGCAGCGCCGCAAACAAAAGUUACAGGAGUUUGUCUCUCUUCGGUUCACUAAAGUUUAUUUAUUUUUUUGCCAUGCAGGGUUAAAUUUAAGUCGGGGGAAUAUUAACGAGGACGAAAGCUGCACUGACGCCUCAGGAGAAGACCGACGAGUCCCAUAGAAGCCAACUACAGCCGUGGAAAAGUUAUUGUUCGCGGAGCCCCGGUGGGGUUUAAAGUUCAGCUAGGCUAUUAGCAGGUAGUUAGCUUCGUAUCUGUACCCGUUGGUCCCCUCACAAUGGCAGCUGUGUGCCAGCCGCGACGUGCUUUGGUGGAAAUCCCUGCACCGCAGCCCAAAAUUGCAGCUCGAAUGAGGAGGUCCUACUUAGAAAUUCUGAGUGCACGUUUGGCUCCGUCUCCUCUUCCAAGAGGGAGAACCACAGCUCCAAAGCGUGUACAAUCAUUGGACUUGUCCAUCGGUGGAGUUUGGAGAGGAGGGAUGGAGGAGCAUUGUGAGAAGAUGGACGAGCCCCACACACCGCUCUCCAAACAGCAGCUUGUACAGCUGAUCAGAUCCCUGAUCUUAGUGGAACAGAGCCAAGAGCCAAGGAUCAUAGCGUCAGACCUGAAAUAUCUUCAGGAAGACCUGCAGCUAAAGAAGGCAAAUGUUUACAGGUCCAUACCUUAUUCACGGUUUGGCUCCAACAGGGAUGCUCACUGCUACAGGAAGGCCUAUCCUCAUCUAGUGGCAUUCAAAGUUUCGUGUCAGGAGUGGGGCCAAGUUCUGCUGAGGAACAAAGAGUGGGACGCUGCGUUGGAGCACUCGUUGAUGGCGUGGCGAUACACCAGCGAGUUGCCGCAGUGGGACACGGCGAACCACAACGCUCUCCGAGAACAGUGUUACAGCAUCCUGGCAGCUCACAGCCUCACCGCUCUGGAGCACUACCGCCCCGAACCCAACAGAGGACGCGAGCUGCUCAGAAGGUUGAAGAUGGCUCAGCUGCAUAGCCAGUCAGUUGUUCCCUGUAUUCAGGAGCUGCAGAGGAUUAUGGGAUGCUGUGAUGACUCAUCCAUGGAUACAAAAUGAUAGGAGAAUGCACCUCAACAGCUGGAUUCAUGGCAGUGAAAAGUGCGCUCAGUGAUUUAUGUGUGUUAAUGGGCCAAAAACAUUUUACAUGGUGGUGUUUGUUUGGAAAAACCACUCCAGUAUUCUUCCAAAGGGCACGGUCGCCAGUGCAAAAUUGCCAAAAGUGCCACACAAUGCGGGUUUGUAAAGGUGAUGAAAACCACCCUCUAAAUGGUUGGAAAUGCAAUAAAACCUCUUAUUUAUUCACGUGGCAUUUUAACAUCAACUGCAAAGUGUCAUGAAGAGGAGUGCAUUCAUUGGUUAAUGGAGCAUUCUGUUCAUACAUUACCUUGCAGGCUAUAAAAUAUGUUCCCUCAUUUCUAAGGAGCAUUCACACUCUGACAAAUGUUAUGGUCACUUGGUGCUGGCAGUGAUGUAAUGAAAAUAUUUGUAUGUUUUUAGAUCUUUGUAUAAUGUAGUCUGGAUUGAAAUGUAAAGAAUAUAAAAUGUCUCAUGUUGCUUUAUGGGUGUGUAUAUAUGUUACUGUUCACGAUACUUGAAGCUGUGGCCUUUUGUCUUCAACUAGUUAAGUUUUAUGUGUUGUAGAGAAUUGUCUGUCAUCGAUUGCACUGUUUGUCCUGAAAACUUGAAACUUGAUAAAAUAGGUUCCUAAUUUAAAUAAAUUCCUUACUUUGAACUGCAGAAAAGCUUCUUUGUCC